AGUCUAAUGUAUAACAUAAUUCCAGAUAACAGGAAACCAUGUUCUAACAGCUGCUGAUAGGAUCAGAGAAAUCAUCAAAUAAUGGGAGGCUGCUGCUGUUCAACUCGAAAAUCGCAUGUGAAUGGAACUCCAGUAUAUUACUAUUGCCCACUGGCUAUGGAGGAGCGCGAGUCAUCCGAAAUUCGUAGUGGCUCAGCCUCCAUGCUCCUUAAUGCAGGACAUGAUUCGGACCUGGAUCUAUCGAUACCGAACACUUAUCGAGCCCCUCCCACACCUCUCCCGUAUGACAUGGUUUUCAGAUGUCCACAGUCGAAAGAUUUUAACUCUAUUAAAGAAACAAUCUGUGGAUGUAGCUUUAAAACUUCACCAGCGGCGAAAAUUGUUGGGGAACCAGACAACAAGUCCCAAGACAGCCCUUUGCUUGGAGGCCCUCCACGGAAACUGGAACAUUCUAAGUUGAAGGGCAAUAAUACUCCGACUCUGGUCGCUGAAGAAGAGGAUGCCUGUCCCAUUUGUCUCGAAGAGUAUGAUUCAGAACAUCCAGAAAGUAUUACAAAAUGCAAGCACCACUUUCACCUGGCUUGCCUUCUCGAGUGGACUGAAAGAAGUGAUGCCUGUCCUAUCUGCGACGAGGAGAUGAUAUUUGAGCUAUCUUGAGUCUGCAGAAAUGAGAAACUUCUCUGGUCCUUGAAAUCAAGCUUGAGCUCUGUUCACCACUGGUGGGAAGUGCUUUUCCUUGUUCAAUUACAAGUUCAUUUUCAAAAUCUUGGCUGUAGAUACGUCGGUCGUUUCGUUUCAUAGUUGCAAAUUCGAGAUGUAAAUUGUUGUAGUCAGAUGAUUGGGAAAGAAAUAAUGCUCUCGUACAACAUUGCUUCCUCAUGUUGUUAGAUGUUCAUGCAUAUUCAUUAUUUUUCCAAUCUUUGAUCAUCAAUUUCUGAAGAACUCCUCCUGGUUAUAGGCUAAAAAAAUGUAGUAUUAAAGAUAUCUCCCUCUCUUUUUAGGCUUUGAAAAUCUUGCUUGUAAAUGUUUCAAA
This is a messenger RNA of Momordica charantia (bitter melon), 1033 nucleotides long. NCBI's taxonomy places the organism in Eukaryota, Viridiplantae, Streptophyta, Magnoliopsida, Cucurbitales, Cucurbitaceae. The record is from RefSeq and is a predicted model, not a curated record.